UCUCGCGUACACCUUGCCGGCACGCAACUAGCUACCGCGGCCCAGACUAUCCGGCGACUAGAGAUUGGGCCCGACCGCGGGACUGACGUUGGGACCAGCGCGCUAGCACCUCGCCCAAGCGCGCCUAAUUUCAAAUUACACAAGUAAUGCGAGUGCCGCGCUUAAAAUCACGUUAUUGUUUCUUUUUACAGACUCACCCGCACUCGCCUCUUUUCAGUUCAAACCUUUUUCACUAAUUAUCCCGUGAUUACUGUGCGAUUUAGUGUUUGUGCCAUUGGGCCCACAGGACCCCACAGGUGCGAUACAGACGCUGCAGAUUGUGUGACAUAAUUAUUCAUAAAGAAUAAAUGUAACACAAAAAUAUACGGAUUGACCACAUCAAAAUCUGCGCGCGCUCUCUUCACAGGAUAAAAAAAAAUUAGUAGGACGCACAUUGGUUCACCGUGGACGUCAACGCGGAAUGCGGUUACAUAUUCUCGUUCUAGCCUGUCUCCUUUUCAAGGGGCUGGCUCUUGGAGAAGAAGUGGAGGUGGUAGAGGCGAUAUCAGGGGAAGAGAAUCGAAACGAGAACUCUGGUCUGAAUCGUCAGGACAGUGAUAUAAGCGAUUCGGACCAAUUGGCCCUGGAAUCGCUAAACGAGAAGGAUGGAGGUUCAGUUCAUUACAAGACAGGAGGUGGUCAUCGAGGUCAUCCUCCAGGAAGAGGAGGUCUCGGCAUGCCGCACCUUUCGAGACCCCAUCACAACGUCGCCUACCAUGGACCGCCGCCUCCCCUGCCAUCCAAGAAUCAACCGGAAGCUAUGGACAAGGCCUACACGACCGGAUCCGGAGGUGGUGAGAACUGGCCAGCUGUGUCUCCGGACAUGCCGAAGAUCGUCUCCUUGGACGUGAAAUGCGAGAAGAACCUGAUGAAGGUCUAUCUCAGUUUCGACAAACCUUUCUACGGGAUAGUCUUCAGCAAAGGCCACUACAGCAAUGUAAAUUGCGUUCAUCUGCCUGCUGGCCUCGGCAGAUCGUCCGUCAAUUUCGAGAUCAGCAUUCAUGCCUGCGGCACGGCUGGGAACACGGAGAACGGUCUUUAUGGGUACGGAGCUGAAUCCGGAUCCGGGACUUACUUCGAGAAUAUUAUAGUCAUACAGUACGAUCCGCAGGUCCAGGAAGUGUGGGACCAAGCUCGAAAAUUACGCUGCACAUGGCACGACCUUUACGAAAAGUCAGUGACCUUCCGGCCUUUUCCAGUCGAUAUGUUGGAUGUUGUUCGAGCAGACUUUGCGGGUGACAACGUGGGCUGCUGGAUGCAAAUCCAGGUGGGAAAAGGACCCUGGGCAUCAGAGGUAUCUGGUUUGGUAAAAAUUGGACAAACGAUGACAAUGGUCCUUGCUAUCAAAGACGAUGAUUCGAAAUUCGACAUGCUCGUGCGCAAUUGUAUGGCUCAUGAUGGAAAGAGAGCCCCGAUUCAACUCGUAGAUCAGAGAGGCUGCAUCACUAGGCCUAAGCUCAUGUCCCGUUUCACCAAGAUCAAAAACUUCGGGGCGAGUGCUUCCGUUUUGUCAUACGCUCAUUUUCAGGCUUUCAAAUUCCCGGAUUCGAUGGAGGUGCAUUUUCAGUGCACAAUCCAAAUUUGCAGGUAUCACUGUCCUGAUCAGUGUUCGGAAUCUUCAUCCUUGCUAGAUUCCCAGGGUGGACUCCUGGAGAGCCAUCAGGUCGGACAUGGUCGACCUGAUUCGUACGGACCACCGCCUCUUCCACUUGAAGCUUACCUUCAGGCUGUAGGAGACCGGCCAAGAGAUGAAAGAAGAAGAAAGUCUCGUGCGGUCGCACAGCAGACAGCACCAGAGAAGACUGUCGGUGUAAAUAGAAUCAUAAGAGUUGUAUCGACGGGCGAUCUGACGUUCGCGAUCGAUGAAUCGAGCAGCGAACCGCCCAGUUCAACGAUGGUCUUUCCUGUCAAAGAUCCAGUCCCGAGCUCAAGUAUGAUCUGUAUGACCACUCCUGGUUUCGCCGUGACGCUGGUCAUACUCCUCGCCAUUUUGCUCACCUCGUGUAUCAUCUCGACCUAUCUUUGCAUUCGCUUGAGACCUUUUAGCAAAGCCAAGAAAAUCGUACCUGUACCUGUAUCUAUACCUGUAUCUACCUUCAGCCAUCACACUACAAAGAGACCAGUGAAGGCCACUUGCUUCUAUUCUUAGGCUCAAACUGAGAUUUCAGUAGAGAUUUCGAUGCACUCAUGUGUUCAAAUACGGCAGUGCCGCACAAUUUAAAUUGUAGCGGAAUGAAGCGGCGAUUAGCACUUUAAUGAAGUACGCAUUCAGGACCUUUUCGAUUAAUAAAUUCCAAUCACAACGAAAAGCCGUACGAAGAAGGAAAGGUAUUUUUUGCAAAAGCAAAAGGUACCUAAUUUACCAUAGGUAUUAAUCUAAGUGCGAAAGCGUGAAGGUUUAUAGGUGAAAGCCAGUCUUAAAACACUACUGAAGAACUUCGUUCUGUGUACUGGGUGAAUGUCAGAUAUAGUCUUUAGUUAUUUAAUUAUGAUAUUAUUAGUUAUUUAGUAACAAUAUUAAUUUAAGAAUGAAGGUAGACGUCUUACGUCAUAGUCUAAGUCCAAGUCUGAACAAAACGUUCACUAACAAGAGAAAAAAAUAUUGUUUUCAACAAUAAAAGUUUAAUAAAUAGGCCAGGAAACUUUGAUAAUCUUUUUUAUAAAAUCUGUAAAGUAGACCAAACUUGAAGGCUCAAUAUUUUUUCAUAUUAAGUUUAUUCUUAAAUGUAUAAUCAACCUUACAAAAUAUUACCUCUUAUCGACUACUCAAACAUCAAAACUAUUUUAUUAACUCAAUUAGAAUAAGAUAGAAUAAAAUAUAUCACUUAGGGAACCAAUGCUGAAAGUCCCUUAAUUGAAAAAAAGAUUUUCAAUUCUUUUCGCUAGAAGUAAACAGAAUGCUGAAAAUUAAAAUUGUUUAUAAAUUAAGGAAUAUUUUACACAGUAAUUCUUCAAUAAAAAUAUUAGGGUUGUAAAAAAAUAGAUUUAGACAUUUCCAAGAUCCCCUGAAAGUCGCGAAAUUAUUAUUUUAUAGGUACUUUUUUUUAACUUUUAAUUAAUUUUUUGCGUAUUCAUUCGGAGAGAGGCGACUAUAUGGGAAUUUUGCAAAUACAAACAUUUAUAACUGUAUUCGGUUCAUUAUUUAUUUAGUAAUUAGGUGUAUGAAUAAAUUUAGGCGCGGCCCGCGACUCGUCCUUAUUCUUGUUUCAGGACGAAAUCGUACCUAUUUUGACGCAAAGUGGUGAUUUAAAAUGAGAUCAGAUCAUUUUAAAUGAGAUAAGAUCAUUUAAAAUGAGAUCAGAACGAUUCAAUUUUUUUAAACAUGACCGCAACACUUUUCAGACGAAAUAAGUGGACUGUGAAGUGCCGAUCGGACUGAUAUUUCGGAAA
This is a messenger RNA of Belonocnema kinseyi, 3429 nucleotides long. RefSeq lists its product as uncharacterized. Bases 461 to 2188 code for a protein of 575 amino acids. Lineage: Eukaryota; Metazoa; Arthropoda; Insecta; Hymenoptera; Cynipidae. The transcript is spliced from 7 exons. The record is from RefSeq and is a predicted model, not a curated record.